This is a messenger RNA of Gossypium arboreum, 2224 nucleotides long. RefSeq names its product lysM domain receptor-like kinase 4. NCBI's taxonomy places the organism in Eukaryota, Viridiplantae, Streptophyta, Magnoliopsida, Malvales, Malvaceae. The transcript has a single exon. Gene Ontology annotation, biological process: protein phosphorylation. The coding region runs from base 65 to 2002 and encodes 645 amino acids. Gene Ontology annotation, molecular function: protein kinase activity; ATP binding. The record is from RefSeq and is a predicted model, not a curated record.
GUUUUCCAAAAAACCAAUAUAUUCACCCAUCUCCGAACAAUUCUCCACAAUCUAAUAUUCGGCCAUGGAUUCUUUGUCUCUCGUCUCUCUUUUAACCCUCUGCUUAUUUUGCUGCUGUUCCUUGAUUCAAGCUCAGCAACCUUAUGUCGGAAAAAAGACAACAGAUUGUCGAAAUCCAGACACUUCAGAUUCUGUUCUUGGGUACACCUGUAAUGGCGUAAACAGGAGUUGCCAAAGUUACCUGGUUUUCAGAUCCCAACCCUUGUUUAACAACGUUACAUCAAUCUCGAAUCUCUUAUCUUCUGAUCCAUCUCAAAUCGCCGCCAUAAAUGAAGUUUCUGAGACAGCAACAUUCCAAACAAACCAGAUGGUUAUAGUUCCAGUCAACUGUUCAUGUUCUGGUGACCGUUAUCAGAGGAACACAAGUUACAUAAUUCAGAGUGGAGAUGGGUAUUUUUUAAUUGCAAAUAGCACUUUCCAAGCUCUUUCAACUUGUCAAGCUAUACAAAACCAACAGCCUGUGAUUCCAUCUGAAAGUUUGACCCCUGGAAUGAGAAUUACAGUUCCUGUUAGAUGUGCUUGUCCCACAAGGAAUCAAACAGAUGUUGGAAUUAAUUAUUUGUUGAGUUAUCCAGUUGAUGAAGGUGAGACUGUUUCAAGUAUUAGUGCAUUGUUUGGGGCGGAUCCUGAGAGGACUCUUGAAGCUAAUCAGCUUCCUGAUCCCAGUUCCACCAUUUUUUUCGAGACUUCACUUUUGGUUCCUCUCCAGGAUCCUCCGUCUAGAAUCACAGUGCCUUCUACACCUCCACCGCCACCACCGUCACCAUCACCACCAAAUUCCCCCCCGAGUGGAAGCUCAGACAGAACAUGGAUUUAUAUACUUGCUGGUGUUCUUGGGGGAGUUGGUCUCAUAUUGGUUGUUUGCAUGGUGAUUUUCUGUAUGUUCUUCCGCAAAACAAAGAAGAAAACCGACCCGAUCAUUAGCUCGGAAAGCUUUGAGGCUUGUGAAAAACCAUUGGAGAAAAGCUUGGAGGAUGGAUCUCAGGCCUUCUUGGAUAGUAUGUCAAGUAUAGCUCAAUCAAUCAAUCUCAAAGUAUACAAAUUCAAAGAAUUGCAGGUUGCGACAGAUAACUUCAGCACCAGCAAUCAUAUCAAAGGAUCGGUUUACCGCGGUGUAAUCAAUGGUGAUUUUGCAGCCAUCAAGAAAGUUCAUGGAGAUGUCUCAAAGGAGAUACAACUGUUAAACAAAGUCUACCAUUCGAAUCUUAUUCGCCUUUCCGGGGUUUGUAUCAAUGACGGGAACUGGUACUUGGUUUAUGAGUAUGCUGCCAACGGCACAUUGAGCGACUGGAUCUUUAACAGAGACGACAGUGGGAAAUACUUAAGCUGGAAAGACCGAAUUCGGAUUGCAUUAGAUGUAGCAACAGGACUUAACUACCUGCAUAGCUUCACCCAUCCUCCUCAUGUCCACAAGGACCUAAAAACCAGCAAUGUUCUUCUUGAUGGUGAUUUCAGGGCUAAGAUUACCAACUUUGCUAUGGCGAGAUCAACCAAAGGGCGAGAAGGCGAAUUUGCAUUGACAAGGCACAUUGUUGGAACAAAGGGUUAUAUGGCUCCCGAGUAUUUGGAAAAUGGUUUAAUCACCACAAAGCUUGAUGUUUAUGGAUUUGGGGUUCUCUUGGUCGAAGUAAUAACGGGAAAAGAGGCGACCGCAUUUUAUAGCGAUGAACAUAAGAACUUAUCAGACAGAUUGAGCAAUGUUGUUGAGAAUGGAAAGGAGGGUUUGAAGCACUUGAUUGAACCCUCUAUGCUAGAGAACUAUCCUGCAGAACUUGCCGUGGUUGUUGUCCAAUUGAUAAAUAGUUGCUUGAAGCAGAAUCCAACAGCUAGGCCUGCUAUGGAUGAAAUCGUGCAGUCGUUGUCCAGAAUUCUGACUAGUUCAUCGACAUGGGAUUUGUCAAGCAACAUGUCAUGGUCUCAAACAUCUACUCGGAGCUCUUGAUGACACUGACUGAAAUGGAAUAUCAUGUUAGUUUUAGUGAGUUUUCUAGCUUUUAUUUAUUCAUCAAAUGUUUGCAAGUUUUUUCAUGCAUAUUACCAAAACUCUGUUGGACCUCUUAAUCAUACGACUUUCUAUAUCCUCGUACACUCAAUCUCCAUGUUAACCAUCAGUUUCCGCUUUUUGUAUUUGCUCCUAAAUAAAUUUUUUUAUGUGUUCUUUUUU